Molecule: messenger RNA, 1344 nt
Organism: Elephantulus edwardii (Cape elephant shrew)
Lineage: Eukaryota; Metazoa; Chordata; Mammalia; Macroscelidea; Macroscelididae
Product: tetraspanin-9-like
Exons: 7
Coding region: 1-993 (330 amino acids)
Cellular component (GO): membrane
Source: RefSeq, a predicted model, not a curated record
AUGGAGAAGUCGAGUAGCGAGGAUUCUUCGAUCCACCGGAGUCCAUCUUUGGACAGCAAGGACUCGGACUUUGCCAAGCCGUCCACCUCGGGCCGCCCGUUCGGCCGCGGCUUCACAGCCGGCGCCUUCUACGGCACCGCGGGCUCCCGAGGCCAGAGUCGCGCCGAGGCCGGCGUUAAGACCGACAAGUACAAUGCACCCAAAGGCAGCAAGUACGUGGUGUUUUACCUGGACCUCUCCUUUGUUUUCCUCCUAGAAUUUAAAAAGUGCAACAUGGCCAGGGGCUGCCUCUGCUGCUUGAAGUACAUGAUGUUCCUCUUCAAUUUGAUAUUUUGGCUCUGUGGCUGCGGGCUGCUUGGAGUGGGCAUCUGGCUGUCCGUGUCCCAAGGCAACUUUGCCACCUUCUCCCCCAGCUUCCCUUCGCUGUCUGCUGCCAACCUAGUCAUCGCCAUAGGCACCAUUGUCAUGGUGACAGGCUUCCUCGGCUGCCUGGGGGCCAUCAAGGAAAACAAGUGCCUCCUCCUCAGUUUUUUCAUCGUCCUGUUGAUCAUCCUCCUAGCAGAGCUGAUCUUACUUAUCCUGUUCUUUGUCUACAUGGACAAGGUGAACGAGAAUGCCAAGAAGGACCUGAAGGAAGGCCUGCUGCUGUACAACACGGACAACAACGUGGGGCUUAAGAACGCCUGGAACAUCAUCCAGGCCGAGAUGCGGUGCUGCGGCGUCACCGACUACACAGACUGGUUCCCGGUGCUGGGGGAGAACACGGUUCCUGACCGCUGUUGCAUGGAGAACUCGCAGGGCUGUGGGCGGAACACCACCACCCCCCUGUGGAAAACGGGCUGCUACGAGAAGGUGAAGAUGUGGUUUGACGACAACAAGCAUGUGCUCGGCACAGUGGGGAUGUGCAUCCUUAUCAUGCAGAUUCUGGGCAUGGCCUUCUCCAUGACCCUCUUCCAACACAUCCACCGGACGGGUAAAAAGUACGAUGCGUGAGCAAGUGGCUGGGAACGCCCCAGCCCUCCACCUGGACACUGUAUGAGGGAAGAAGAUUUGAGCUUUGUGUCGCCUGCCCACAUUCUCCAGACUGCUGACCCUUCGCCCACCUCCCUGCCCAGCCAGCCCUCUCCUUCCCGCCCACCUCAUCCUAAGACUUCUCUGUGGGCAGAGGGCCCAGGAGGAGGUGUGCAGAUACCUUGGGGAGCUGGGCGCCGGACUCUGCACCUGCGUCUGUGUAUUUGCCAAAGAAGACAGGGUGGACUGGGGGCACACUUGAGGAGAAGGUCCCCGGCGCUGACGCGUCCCUGCCCCCUGCCCUUCCGCACACAGACACUUCGUCCCUCCUUG